AUGUCCUCUUCAUGCUGUGGUGGUAAAGGUGGUUCAGGAUGCUGUAAGAACCAAUCAAAUGAAUCGAACGAUGCUUCCGUACCGCUCUUACGGGGGAACAAGAAAACUGCGCAGCCUACUUCUUACGCUCAAGCAGUCGCUUCUCCACCUGACCAACAACAACAACAACAACAACAACAACAACAACAAACGAAAUCUUACGGUGCCGUAUGGACAUUGGAUAACGCGAUUCCAGCAAUUGGUGAUAGGACACAACAACUUCAAGAUGUUCUAGGUGAUCACGAACCUUUGGGAAGUAAAUGUUCAGCUCACGCGAGUGGGGGUCAAUGUUGUAAAGAGCUUAAAGGUGAUGAUGAAAGACAUUUAAUAAGUCCUGAGAUAGUCAGAGAUGUUAUCAUCGGUCUUUCAGAUGGUCUUACUGUACCUUUCGCUUUGACUGCUGGUCUAUCUUCUCUCGGAAGUUCAAGCCUGGUAGUCACUGGUGGUUUGGCUGAACUAAUGGCCGGCGCCAUCUCAAUGGGUUUGGGCGGAUAUCUCGCUUCACAAGCUGAACUCGAUCACUUCCAUUACCUCCGACGACAAACCCAAGCAAGAGUCCUUCGAUCAUGUUCGGGUGAGAUGGAACGAGAGGUACAUUCGAUUCUUGGUCCACUGGGAGUGAAAGAACCUUUGUCCCGUCUUAUAGCCGAAGAUCUCAGAGUCGUAGAAGAAGAUCUAUAUGGUCCAGGUGAAGGCACGAGAGGGACAGAAGGUGUAAUGCCUUCAAGAGAAAUUGAUCCUUCUUCCUCAUUUUCGUCUUCCUCAUCAAACAAAAAGAAAUCUUGGGGUAUACUCAAUUGGGGCAAAGGUUCAAAAUCUGAACAAGAACAAGAAGAAGAAGGUGGUCAAAGUAAAAUAGACGAAGAUAUGGGUUUAACUGCCUUUUUAUUGAAGUUCGGUGAAGGAAUGGAGGAAGUACCAAAGUCAAGAUUAUAUAUCUCAGCAUUAACAAUUGGAUUAUCAUAUUUCAUCGGAGGUUUAAUACCUCUUAUACCCUACAUGAUAACUGAUACCGCCGAAAAAGGAUUAAUCGUUUCUGCUAUUGUGACCGGUGUAGUCUUGUUCAUUUUUGGUGGAUUCAAGACUUAUUUCACCGGAGCUACUGGUGGUUGGGGCGGUUACGCUUAUGGUGCUAUCUCAACUAUGAUCGUAGGAGGUUUAGCAGCUGGUGCAGCAUUCGGUUUGGUCAAAAUCCUAGGUGUACAAGAAUAG
Messenger RNA from Kwoniella shivajii, 1251 nucleotides. RefSeq lists its product as uncharacterized. Gene Ontology annotation, molecular function: manganese ion transmembrane transporter activity; iron ion transmembrane transporter activity. The transcript has 6 exons. Gene Ontology annotation, cellular component: fungal-type vacuole membrane. Gene Ontology annotation, biological process: intracellular manganese ion homeostasis. The coding region runs from base 1 to 1251 and encodes 416 amino acids. Lineage: Eukaryota; Fungi; Basidiomycota; Tremellomycetes; Tremellales; Cryptococcaceae. The record is from RefSeq and is a predicted model, not a curated record.